Messenger RNA from Olea europaea var. sylvestris, 2517 nucleotides. Its product is annotated as zinc finger protein CONSTANS-LIKE 10-like. Lineage: Eukaryota; Viridiplantae; Streptophyta; Magnoliopsida; Lamiales; Oleaceae. The transcript has 4 exons. Gene Ontology annotation, molecular function: protein binding; zinc ion binding. The record is from RefSeq and is a predicted model, not a curated record. Bases 914 to 2116 code for a protein of 400 amino acids.
UAUCAUUAUUUUAUUUUUAAAUGUUGUCAGAAUUCACAGUUCAACGGAACAAGAAGCCACACAGCACUUAUCCCGCACUUCUGGAAAGGUCAGAUCUUCUCUGUUUUUAGGGUUCUAUGAAGAUUGCUGAAAAGAACUUCCCAACUUUGCUUUCCUGGUGUACUACUUAGUGUUUUGGCUGCCUUCCCUGCUGAAUUAGGUAAAUUCAGACCAUUUUGGGAAUGGACUUGCUUUUCUUUGUGGGUUGCUUAUUAUCUUUAAGCUCUUUGAGAAAAAUUGUAGGGGAAUCUAACUUUGGGUGCCUUGGAGUUUUCGUUUUACUUUAAGUUGGAUUUUUCAGUUCUCACUUUUCGUUCGAAUUCUUGAUUAUUGAUUCCUAACAUGUUGGAAUACGUUCCCCCUUUUUAUUCUGAAUAGGUCCUUUAUCAUUUAGUAUUAAUAUUAUUAUAAUAUAACAUUUUAAAUUGUGAUACGUAUCAUCAGAGAAUUUGUUCUGGCAGAGUGGGAAUUUUAGUUAAUCAUAUUUUUGGCUUGCAAAAUCCCUUUCUUCCACUGUUUUGCAAAGGUAGAUUUCAUUACUAGCCUAGCCCCAGUACCCUUUUCUAUCCUGUGCAGGUAUCAGAUAGUUAAAUUUCUGUUGUUUUUUAAAAUACUUUUCUUCAUUGAUGCUCUUAUUUUAUUAUUUCCAUUUGUCAUGAUUUUCGUUUUCACCUAUUAAUGUAGACUCGUUCACCAGACAAUGAAGAAAGUGCUGGGAUGUUCUUCGACUUCAAUUGUAUCCCUGUAAAAACAACAUGUUUAUUAUCUUCUAAAAGUCUGCCUUUUGUCAGUUUUAUUCAAUUGUUUGGCUGAACGUUCACAGAAUGCAGUGUUGAAGGGAGUUGUUUGAUUGAGAAUAAGAAUUUGUUGAAGUAUGGGUUAUGUAUGUGAUUUCUGUGCGGAGCAAAGAUCCACUGUAUAUUGUAGGUCUGAUGCAGCUAGCUUAUGUUUGUCUUGUGACCAUAAUGUCCAUUCUGCUAAUGCCCUUUCAAGACGUCAUUCAAGGACACUUGUAUGUGAAAGAUGCAACACCCAACCGGCAUACGUCAGAUGUAUUGAUGAGAGGGUAUCUCUUUGUCAGAAUUGUGAUUGGACAGCGCAUUCUGGCUCAGAUACAAGUCCUGCACACAAGAGACUAAUGGUUAAUAGUUACUCUGGCUGCCCUUCAGCUGCAGAACUUUCUGCAAUCUGGUCGUUUCUGUUAGAUUCCCCUUCAGUUGGAGAUUCCACUUGUGAGCAGGGGAUGGGUUCAAUGAGCAUCACUGAUAAUAGGUUGAUGGAUUGCGAAGGCUCCCAAAAAAAGAAUGAUAUUCAGGAUGCAUCUGUUGUAUUGGAAGCUAGUGGCUUAAAUAAUAUGGAUGCCAAUAAAUCAACCGUUUGGAUGGGAUCACAAGUGCCUUUGUUUGACCCCAAUCUACAUAAACCAGAGCAGACAGCUGGAUCUUCUAAUCCUGCUUUGCCCAUGGUCUUCCCUGGAACAAAAGGACCUGCAUUUUGCGAGCUUGAUGCUUUCUAUGAUAAUUUCAAAAUGGAUGAAGUUGACUUGGAUAUCAAGAACUAUGAUGAACUUUUUGGUGCAGCUCUUGAUAAUACCGAACAGCUCUUUGACAACGAUGAGAUUGAUGGAUUAUUUGGGACAAAGGACAUGUCUGUCUCCAACUGUCAGGGUGCUAAUGCAGCUGAGGGUUCAUCAGUUGGAACGUUGAAUGUGGCACAACCAGCAUGCAGCAAUGCAGCAUCUGCUGAUUCAGUAAUAAGCUGCUGGACGGAACCAAACUUAUGUUUUGCGAGGCAAGAACACUCUCGCCCCACCAGAGAGGGUAUUGCUGGAGACGAUCAGAAUUUUGUAGAACCACCACGAUGUCCUCUGGGUCCUGAAAUUUCCGUACAUUCUUCUAGCCGGAGUGAUGCUGUAAUGCGUUACAAAGAGAAGAAGAAGACACGCAAAUUCGAGAAGAGAGUGAGAUACGAAUCUCGCAAGUCAAGAGCAGAUGUAAGAAGACGUGUGAAGGGACGGUUUGUGAAGGUGGGGGAUGCUUAUGAUUAUGAUCCAUUAAGCAAAACACGAAGCUGCUGAGCAUAAAUCUUUUGCUCUUGAAAAUGGAUGAUGUGCACUUUUUAUUUCGUGCAAUGAAUGACGAAUUGUACGAAUGUAUGCAGGGCAGUAAAGGUUUUGUUCAGGAGCCAACUCCUAUACUUCGUCGACAAGAUUCAAAAUGUCUUUUAACAGCUAAGUUUAGAUUGUUAUUGCCUCAGUGAAAAAGGCCUAUAUUUUGCCUUCAGCUUUAGAGAGAGAUCAAAUUUAUUUGUUUCUGUUCAUGUUUGAUUAGCAUCUCUAAUUGGUGGGCACAGCAGCUUUAUCUGUGAAGAUUGAAGAAUCAUCAUUUGAUAUUAACAGGUCUUCGAGUCCAUGUACAGAACAAAUUGUCAACAUUCAAAGCAGAAGCACCUUGCUACUGUAAUAAUGUAUCCCCCCUA